AUGGCCGAUUCCGCUGAUGCCAAACCCACGCCCUCGGCGGAUCAAACUGCCUCGUCCGACUUGAGACCUGCCGAACAGGAGACUAAUCUCGUGACGAAUCCUCUGGGUGAUCCUUCGUCUGAAGGCCCGGCAAAUGAUGCCCACGAGACUAAAUCUACCACCUACACCGAGACUGCUGCCAAAGCCGCCAGCACUGCGGCGAGCACCGCCGGCGCAGCCGCAACUGGCGUCAAGGACUCUGUCUUUUCUAUGUUUGGUGGUGGAGCUAAAAAAGAACGCAAAGUCGAAGAGGAUGACAAUGCCAAGGAUGAACCUAGCGGCAGUUCAAAAGCCCAGAAGAAGGAGGAUGAAGACGAUAAAGCCGACGAGGAAGAAGCAGAUGUCGAGUUCGAACCCGUGGUCCGACUGACCGAGAAGGUCGAGACCAAAACCAACGAGGAAAUGGAGGAACAGGUCUUCAAGAUGCGGGCCAAACUCUUCAAGUUCGACCGCGACUCAAAAGAGUGGAAGGAGAGAGGUACUGGCGAUGUCCGACUGCUCAAGCACAAGGAAAACGGCAAGACACGACUGGUUAUGCGACGAGACAAGACUCUCAAGGUUUGCGCAAAUCACUACGUCACCCCUGACAUGAAGCUUUCACCGAACGUUGGUAGUGAUCGCAGCUGGGUCUGGAACGUCGCCGCAGAUGUCAGCGAAGGCGAGCCCGAGGCCCAGACCCUCGCAAUCCGAUUUGGAAAUAGCGAGAAUGCGAAUCUCUUCAAAGAAGCGUUCAUCAAGGCCCAACAAGAGAACGAAUCUCUGUUCCAGAAGUCAUGA
This is a messenger RNA of Cladophialophora bantiana CBS 173.52, 816 nucleotides long. RefSeq lists its product as uncharacterized. The transcript has 4 exons. Gene Ontology annotation, molecular function: GTPase activator activity. Lineage: Eukaryota; Fungi; Ascomycota; Eurotiomycetes; Chaetothyriales; Herpotrichiellaceae. The record is from RefSeq and is a predicted model, not a curated record. Gene Ontology annotation, cellular component: nuclear pore; cytoplasm. Bases 1 to 816 code for a protein of 271 amino acids. Gene Ontology annotation, biological process: nucleocytoplasmic transport.